Alosa sapidissima (American shad) is the source of this 2064-nucleotide messenger RNA. RefSeq lists its product as uncharacterized. Bases 444 to 1673 code for a protein of 409 amino acids. NCBI's taxonomy places the organism in Eukaryota, Metazoa, Chordata, Actinopteri, Clupeiformes, Clupeidae. The transcript has 12 exons. The record is from RefSeq and is a predicted model, not a curated record.
AUAUUUUUCAGUCUGUCAACACGAGCCUCAGAUCCAAAGAUUCCAGAAUCUUUGCGAACAUUCUAGCGCGCAACCGCCAUCUCACGAACGUUGUUAAUCCUCAGUUUUUUCAGUUCGCCUGAACUUCAGCUGGAGGUCACAUCUCGUUGAAGCUGCCAGAAGAUUAUAUAAACCUUUCGGUAUGGCACAUCUAUGGUCAGUGUCACAAGUUUGUGAAUGGCUUGAAGAAGCUGGACUAGGGCAUGCCAAGGACACUUUCAUUGAAGAGGUGAAGAGUUGGACUACCACAGGCUGGACUGCUAUGAACUAUCUGGCAGACAGUUUAUUACUCUUUUCCAUCGGCCGUACAAAGCAAUUGCUUAGUGGUGAGAAAAUGAAGUUGAUGGCCUUACACUCACAAAAAUGACAGAACGUAUGAGUGAGAGAAGUGAGAGUUUCCGAAGAUGAAGGACCAGGUUCAGUUCAUGGCUGCUCUAGAUAAAUUGAAGUUGGGAGACAGCCAUGAUGCUGAAGUGAGAGCGGAGACGCUAGUGAUGCCAGUUUCGCCAGUUUCCUCUGAUGUUAUCCUCCCACCUUUUCUCAAUAGUGCUUUAAGUUCACAGGAUCCACAGUUCAAGUCUCAGGGGAAGAACAAACUGAAAAAUGCCCUCAUUCAGGCUUUGUUUGACCACAGUCAAAAAACCAUGUAUCCCUCUCACACUCAAUAUGUUCUUACAUUGAGAUCAACCUUGAUUCGCUUCCCUUUUCUCAGGGAGAAAUAUGGCUCUGGAUACGAUGCCUUGCUCGAAUCACUUAGAAACAAAUUUAAGAAAGAAAGAAGACCACUAGUGAACUUGGAAGAAGUUUUCAAAAUGAAAGAGAAGUACUCGGCACGCCAUUCAGGACGAAAGCGGGGGGUUGAGACUGAGGAGGUUUGCCUGCAGAAGAGGAGCUGCGAACAGGAGGUUUCCUUGGAUUCUGCAGAAGACUUCAGAUCCAUCCUUCAGCACAUUGAGGUUUUGCAGCAGGAGCACCAUAAGGCGAGGCCAAGUUUUGAUAUAAUUCUACAGCGGCUCGACAGAACCAAGACCUAUCGGCAGCACUACAUUCAAAACCACACCACUGCUGAAGUCCUUAAAGAAUUUCCCUGUCUCAUGAGACCAAAUAUUCUCCUUGGAGAGAUGAAAAGAAUCUACCAGAUCGACGCUGAUAAAACCAUCCUAACAAAAAUGGGAGAACUUGCGCCAAAGUUGUCAGAAAAGGCCCCUAAAGGUACUUUAAAAGACACCUGCCUGCAGACACUGCAGUCAUGUGAGGAUGAACAAGAAAGAAAAGCUCAAAUGGUCAAUGCAGCCAUUGUCUUGCUGCCAUCAUUUUUCAAAGAAAAUCCUGCAUUCCUUUUUGUCAACGACCAGGAACCCAUUUCUCCCACACCCACCAUCGUGAUGACCGGCUCCAACCCCCUGUCCAGCACGGAAGUAGCUGUGAAGAUGGAUGGUUGUAACAUGAUUUUAGAUGAUGGUAGCAUUGAUGUCAGUUUGGCCUUAGCUGUGUCUUUUUCUCUUUUCCAUGUCUAUCAAGUUCACUAUCCCAGACCUCUCCUAAAGACACUGGCCUUUCUUGAGGCCUUUGUCUUUCAGAUGAAAAGUGCUGUUCCUCUGACCGUGCAGAAGCUGUUCAAUUCCCUUCACUGAUGUUGUGAUGUUGUGUGUGUGUGUGUGUGUGUGUGUGUGAGUGAGAGAGAGAUUGCACCUGUGUGUCUAAAUGAUCAGUUAAUUUAAUAACAACACAGGCAUUGCUAUUUUGAUGUGUGUGUAUGUGUGUUUCUGUCUAAAUGAUCGUUUAAUUGAAUAACAACAGACAUUGCUAUUGUGUGUGUGUGUGUGUGAUCACACCUUGCUUUUGCUAUUGCUAUUUUGAUUGCUGUUUUAAUCAGUUGAUUACAACGCUUUAUAUGUGUAUGUGUGCGCGCAAUGGUAUAGUUGAUGUACAACGCUUUAUAUGUGUAUGUGUGCGCGCAAUGGUAUAGUUGAUGAUCACUAAUGAACUUGUAAACAUAAAGAUUUUUAAUAAACAUAAAAAUGA